Sipha flava (yellow sugarcane aphid) is the source of this 1044-nucleotide messenger RNA. RefSeq names its product 52 kDa repressor of the inhibitor of the protein kinase-like. Bases 397 to 855 code for a protein of 152 amino acids. The record is from RefSeq and is a predicted model, not a curated record. Gene Ontology annotation, molecular function: sequence-specific DNA binding. The transcript has 5 exons. NCBI's taxonomy places the organism in Eukaryota, Metazoa, Arthropoda, Insecta, Hemiptera, Aphididae.
CGCACAUACGGACUGGAAAAAAAUAAGCCCGAGAAAAUAGUGCACUGCCUGGCGGACGAUGCCGCCAAUACAACUCGUUAUCACCGUGCCCCGUUAUCAGUGUGGAACAACGUUUUAAUUUUAAAAAAUUUAUUCAAUAUCGUAGUGUUUUUUUUUCCCCACAGCCCAUUGUUCCGUUCAAGUUACGCGAAGUGCACGCUCACGAGUGUGUGCACGCGCGCGUGUAUCCGACGAGUACGUUCGCACCGCCGUCAUCUUACGAACAGCAGCAGCAGCCGUGCGCCCACCGAACGCCGUGUGUACACGCUACACACACACACACACACACACACACACACACACACACACGCAUACACACAUACAAAUACGUACAAAAACACACACACUUUUACAAAUAUGCCUUCGCAUAUGAACUGUUGUUUCAACAAAUGUACAAACUCUAGCCGGAGCACACAGAACCUCUCGUUUCACAAGUUCCCUACCAACGAGAGCCUGUGUAAACAGUGGGUUGAGUUGUGCCAGAACGACAAAGUCAUCCAAAAAUUUAAGAACCAUGGUUCCAGCCAAGUAUCCAAAAGCUUUAGGAUAUGUUCAGAACACUUUAAAAGAGAAGAUUACGUUUUGUGGACGUCGAAAAAAAAGGUAUUACACAAAGGUUCCAUUCCAACGGGACAGCCUGGGGGUCAGUUGAUUAGUCCAAAAACAACACAUUCGAACAUAGCCACCUGGAGUGAAAUGAUCACUGAGGAGGAUGAGGCAGUUGCUAAUAACACGGGUUGGAGUCCACGCGGUACUCCCAAUUUUGAUUUAUCUGGCUCAGUUGUGUAUUUUCUAGUACCUGACCAGGGUAAGUAAACGACCGGCGAAGGGCAGGGUAAAGCCCUUGCAAAACUCCAGUUCUCAAAUAAGCAGUCCAGAUAAAUAGAUUAUACGUUUAAUUGUAUUGUUUUACUGAAAUGAAGUGCAGACUUUAUUGCUUAUUAAGUGGUUACGUUUUUUUUUUUUAGCAUACUAAUAAAUUACAUUUGCUCUUUUGAAAUUGAA